Messenger RNA from Musa acuminata AAA Group (dessert banana), 1446 nucleotides. Its product is annotated as serine/threonine-protein kinase Aurora-1. Gene Ontology annotation, cellular component: chromosome passenger complex; spindle midzone; spindle microtubule. The record is from RefSeq and is a predicted model, not a curated record. Gene Ontology annotation, molecular function: ATP binding; protein kinase activity. Gene Ontology annotation, biological process: protein phosphorylation; regulation of cytokinesis; mitotic spindle organization. Lineage: Eukaryota; Viridiplantae; Streptophyta; Magnoliopsida; Zingiberales; Musaceae. The coding region runs from base 289 to 1071 and encodes 260 amino acids. The transcript has 9 exons.
UUAUUUACUCGCCUUGUCGAUCUCGAACUCGUCGAUCUGCCCCUCCCUGCAUCACCUGAUGGCCGUCGCCGCGGAGUCGCAGCAAGAAGAGAAGGUGAUCUCCGAGAAUCUUGAGAACCCUGGUGUUCCGAACGAUGAUCGUUUGCUGAAUUAGGGCUGUAUCUUCUCCUUGCCAUCAGAUGCGCAAUUCUCGUCUCUUGCGGCUUGACCUCGUUCGUGGAAAUCUAGUCUCCUUCAAAGGCUUCAGCGGUAGAAAAACGAUGGGCGCUUAAUGACUUCGAUAUCGGAAUGCCUCUCGGAAGAGGAAAGUUUGGCCAUGUUUAUCUUGCCCGAGAAAAGAGGAGCAAUCAUAUUGUGGCACUCAAAGUGCUCUUCAAGAGCCAGCUCAAACAAUCUCAAGUUGAGCAUCAGCUACGGCGUGAAGUCGAGAUACAGAGCCACCUCCGGCAUCCGAAUAUACUACGCCUAUAUGGUUAUUUCUAUGAUCAGACUCGUGUUUACUUGAUAUUAGAAUAUGCAGCAAAAGGUGAAGUUUACAAGGAACUGCAGAAGUGCAAAUACUUUAGUGAAAGACGCACUGCCACUUACAUUUCAUCUUUAGCACAAGCUCUGAUAUACCUCCAUGGGAAGCAUGUGAUACAUAGAGAUAUCAAACCAGAGAAUCUUUUGAUUGGACUCCAGGGUGAGCUGAAAAUUGCAGAUUUUGGGUGGUCAGUUCACACAUUCAACCGCAGGCGGACCAUGUGUGGAACGCUGGAUUACCUUCCACCUGAAAUGGUGGAAAGUGUAGAACAUGAUGCCAGUGUGGAUAUCUGGAGCCUGGGCAUUUUGUGCUAUGAGUUCCUCUAUGGGGCCCCCCCAUUUGAAGCAAAAGAGCAUUCAGAUACAUACAGAAGGAUAGUAAAAGUUGAUCUCAAGUUCCCCUCGAAACCGAUUGUUUCUCCUGGUGCAAAGGACCUUAUCAGCCAGAUGCUUGUCAAAGAUUCAUCACAACGCCUUCCUCUUCACAAACUGCUUGAACAUCCAUGGAUAGUGCAAAAUGCAGAUCCUUCAAGUGCCUACAGAGGCUGAUUACCACCGAUUUGCAUAAAGGAAAUCUGAGCCAAGAGAGGAUGUGACGCAUUAACGACUAAUGACCUCACCAAGGACAGCAUGAAUGUGAAUCAUUACCAACUUAUACCUUCUGAUGUGUAUUGGCAGAUGAAUUUGUCUGCUUGUUUUCUGUAGGCAGUCUAAUAUCGCGUAGUCGAGUGUGACAAAGCUUUUGCUUCUCUUUUUCCUCUGAAACCUACUUCACUUCUCUUCGUUGCUUUUGACAAUCUUGCAAUUUGUAAUUAGAUUUAGUUUUCAGCAGACCAUGAGUUGUGUGUUAUCUCACUGUUUCUGUUGUCAACAUUUGCCAGACAAACAUUUGAAAUUACAUUGUCUUGAUAGUGAUGAGGUCUA